Pungitius pungitius (ninespine stickleback) is the source of this 2172-nucleotide messenger RNA. RefSeq names its product ATPase, H+ transporting, lysosomal, V1 subunit B, member a (gene atp6v1b2a). The coding region runs from base 124 to 1635 and encodes 503 amino acids. Lineage: Eukaryota; Metazoa; Chordata; Actinopteri; Perciformes; Gasterosteidae. Gene Ontology annotation, biological process: proton transmembrane transport; vacuolar acidification; ATP metabolic process. The transcript has 14 exons. The record is from RefSeq and is a predicted model, not a curated record. Gene Ontology annotation, molecular function: proton-transporting ATPase activity, rotational mechanism; ATP binding. Gene Ontology annotation, cellular component: proton-transporting V-type ATPase, V1 domain.
CAAACAUCCGGUUCCUUCGUGUCACAUGACCAGCUCUCUUCUGUCAUCUGCGUUAUUUGGAACCAGCUAGUAAAGCACAUCGACCAACAUUAGCUUCAGUGGUUUCCUAUUCUUCAUCUGACGAUGGCAACAUUGGUGGCAAACAGGGCGAUGGACAUCAACGGCUUAGCAGGAGCUGCGAGGACGCACACCCAGGCUGUGACCAGGAAUUACAUCUCUCAACCGAGACUAACCUACUCCACUGUGUCUGGUGUAAAUGGGCCCCUGGUGAUCCUGGAUAAUGUGAAGUUCCCCAGAUACGCUGAGAUUGUCCACCUGACCCUGCCUGAUGGCACCAAGAGGAGUGGACAGGUCCUGGAGGUGAUCGGAAGCAAGGCAGUUGUCCAGGUGUUUGAGGGGACAUCCGGCAUCGAUGCCAAGAAGACGGCGUGCGAGUUCACUGGUGAUAUCUUGCGUACCCCAGUGUCAGAGGACAUGCUUGGGCGUGUGUUCAAUGGCUCGGGUAAACCUAUUGACCGUGGGCCCACUGUUCUGGCUGAGGACUACCUGGACAUCAUGGGUCAGCCCAUCAACCCUCAGUGUCGUAUCUACCCCGAGGAGAUGAUCCAGACUGGCAUCUCUGCCAUCGAUGGCAUGAACAGCAUUGCCAGAGGACAGAAGAUCCCCAUUUUCUCUGCUGCUGGGCUGCCCCACAAUGAGAUUGCUGCCCAGAUCUGUCGCCAGGCCGGCCUGGUCCAGAAGUCCAAGGAUGUGAUGGACUACAGUUCUGAGAACUUUGCCAUUGUCUUUGCGGCUAUGGGGGUCAACAUGGAAACUGCCCGCUUCUUCAAAUCAGAUUUUGAGGAGAAUGGCUCCAUGGACAACGUCUGCCUUUUCCUCAACCUGGCCAAUGACCCCACCAUUGAGCGUAUAAUCACCCCCCGCCUGGCGCUGACGUCAGCAGAGUACCUGGCCUACCAGUGUGAGAAGCACGUUCUGGUCAUCUUGACUGACAUGAGCUCCUAUGCCGAGGCCCUGAGAGAGGUCUCUGCGGCCCGAGAGGAAGUGCCCGGUCGUAGAGGCUUUCCUGGAUACAUGUAUACUGAUCUGGCAACCAUCUACGAACGUGCCGGCCGAGUGGAGGGUAGAAAUGGCUCAAUCACCCAGAUCCCCAUUCUCACGAUGCCCAAUGAUGACAUCACCCAUCCAAUUCCUGAUCUGACUGGAUACAUCACAGAGGGUCAGGUCUACGUUGACAGACAGCUGCACAACAGACAGAUUUACCCACCUAUCAAUGUGUUACCCUCACUGUCCCGUCUGAUGAAGUCGGCCAUUGGUGAGGGGAUGACCAGGAAAGACCACGCUGACGUUUCGAACCAGCUGUAUGCCUGCUAUGCCAUUGGUAAGGACGUCCAGGCGAUGAAGGCCGUGGUGGGAGAAGAGGCCCUCACCUCUGACGAUCUGCUCUACCUUGAGUUCCUACAGAAGUUUGAGAAGAACUUCAUUGCUCAGGGCCCGUACGACAACAGGACCGUGUAUGAAACCCUGGACAUCGGCUGGCAGCUGCUGCGAAUCUUCCCCAAGGAGAUGCUCAAGAGGAUUCCUCAGAGCACCCUAGCUGAAUUUUAUCCCAGGGAGUCUGCCGCCCGUCACUGAGGCACACAGAAGGAUGCCCUGGUUCUCCUCCAAUUCAUCCUGGUUACCCACCAUCUUCUGUUCCCAUGGGUUCCUUCCUUUCAUCUCUCCCUCCAUCCAUGCAGCUCCAGGGGCUUGGAGAUGAGAUGCUGUCAGCCAUCCCAAACCGCCCCUUCCUUAACUGUUCUUACCGACCUGCUUCCUCGAGUGAGAACAGACUAACCCUCCCCUGCUGUAGAUGUACUGUUGUGUAGCUAUGUAUUUGUGGUUGUAAUUGUCUAUCUCUUGAUGUUAAAAAAAGAACAUAUCCUACGCAUAAUAAAUUAGUUCUUUAUUAAAAAAGAUGUCUGCGUAUCAAAGGGUCAAAUAUGGUACUCCUACUGCGGGGGUCAGUCAGCACUCUGGAAAAAUGCUUAGGAUAUUUACGUUGUUCUGUUGUGAAAAAAUGACUAAGAUUAUAUUAAACAUUCCCUUCUGUCUGCAAAUGCUAAUUCUUUGUUGUGCAACAGUAUUGGUUGUGUGCGGUAAUCUGUCCGUGAAUAAAUUAAAUUAUAUGAA